GCGACCAGCUUGAAGCCUUCCAAGCGCUGUGUGAACUUCAACGAUCCACGAUAAGGCUCAAACCGCGGAAGUCAACUGCUCAGCAACCCACCAACACAGACAGUCCACGAUGGGCUCAGCUUCUUCCGACUCGGGCCGCAUGCAGAGGAGGGACUCCUCGAAUAGGAGCCUCAGCUCUCGGAGGCCAAGGCUCCUUCGAGCAUCCGCAACCGAGCCGUCCAUUACGACUUCGAAUGCUAGCCCCAAUGCCCUUUCGACACAGCCGGGGCGGAGAGCAACAGAGCUGUUGACUCGGAUGGCUUUUGUGUCCGGCUCGCCGCCGGAUUCCAUGCUCAGGUCAGCGUCCAUACUGUCGACGCGGUCAUCCAUGUUCGACAACGUGGACCGCCAGGGCGAACUGUCUUCUUCGCCUGUUAGCCAAGCUGAUUCCUUCGAAGACCGGGACCCUCAUCCAUAUUCGGGACGGUACUUCAGCUUCCCAAGCUUCGACCUGUACGAAGCAAGCCAAGAAGACGAGGAGAAACAGUCGGAAAUCAAGUCGCCUUGAGGACCCGGUUUCGACGACAGGAGCCUGGGCCGCAGGAUGAGACCAGAAACGGCCUCCCCAGCAGCGCCCGGCUCGUUCGCGGAUAGCAGAGCAGCAGC
Molecule: messenger RNA, 645 nt
Organism: Thermothielavioides terrestris NRRL 8126
Lineage: Eukaryota; Fungi; Ascomycota; Sordariomycetes; Sordariales; Chaetomiaceae
Exons: 2
Coding region: 110-547 (145 amino acids)
Source: RefSeq, a predicted model, not a curated record